UCCUGUCAUUGCAAAACCGUGUUCUUUCGCUCGAACCUCAGAUGUUUCCGUUUACUUUUCCUCGGCAAGCUCCUCCGAUAGACUGGAGACACACAUUUCUCUCUUUCUAAAAGCAGGAGGCAAUUUGCCUGGAAUAGGAAGUACUUCUAUCAAAGCGGCGGCGGUUCCAUCGUGUUGAUCUAGUUCACAAAACUUCACCAGGAUCGUCUCUUUGUGUGAAAGUGACAAGAAGCAUCCAAGCUACAGCAGCUCUGAGACUUCCCAGGAUUUGAGUGUGAUUCCAUGGUUCUUGUCGGAAGUAUGAUCAGAAACUCAACAUGCAAUGUCACCAUUGACGAAUUCCGAAAUCAGGUGUACUCUACCAUGUACUCUAUCAUCUGUGUCCUGGGAUUCCUAGGGAAUGGCUUUGUGCUGUGUGUCCUGAUAAGAACGUACCAACAGAAGACAGCAUACCAGGUAUACAUGUUCAACCUGGCUCUUUCAGACUUGCUCUUCGUAUGCACGCUGCCUCUGAGAGUGGUCUACUACGUGUACAAAGGCGACUGGUUCUUGGGCGACUUUCUGUGCCGGAUCAGUUCUUACGCCAUGUACGUCAACUUGUAUUGCAGCAUCCUGUUCAUGACAGCCAUGAGCUUCUUUCGUUGCAUCGCCAUCGUUUUCCCCAUCCAGAACAUCCAUUUUGUAACCGAGAAGAAAGCCAGGCUGGUCUGCGUUUCCAUUUGGGUCUUUGUGACGCUCACAAGCUCACCAUUUUUGAUGAAAGGCUCCUACUAUGACAAGAACACAAAGAAGACGAAAUGCUUCGAACCCCCACCAGGCAAGGAGAUGUUAAAGGUGGUGGUCCUCCAUUACAUUGCAUUAUUCAUCGGCUUCAUCUUCCCCUUCAUUACCAUCGCUGUCUGCUACACCAUGAUCAUCAGGACCUUGUUGAAGAACUCCUUGCACAAGAAAGAAGCAUCCCGUAAAAAGGCGGUCUGGAUGAUCGUCAUUGUGACCAUUGUGUUCCUGAUCAGUUUCACGCCCUAUCACAUCCAACGCACCGUCCACAUCCAUUUUAUGUUGACGGAGGACAACACCUGCGAGGAACUCCGGAUGCAGAAAUCCGUGGUGAUCACCCUUUCUCUCGCAGCUUUCAACUGCUGUUUUGACCCACUUCUCUAUUUCUUCUCCGGAAACAACUUUCGUAAGAGGCUUUCAACUUUCCGAAAGGGUUCCGCCUCCAGCGUUUUGCAGUCGCACAAGAAAGACAUGUCCUUAAAGGAGGUUGAGGAUGAACCGGUGUACAAAAAGGCACUAGAGGAGAUGGAAUAA
This is a messenger RNA of Elgaria multicarinata webbii, 1311 nucleotides long. RefSeq names its product cysteinyl leukotriene receptor 1 (gene CYSLTR1). Lineage: Eukaryota; Metazoa; Chordata; Lepidosauria; Squamata; Anguidae. The record is from RefSeq and is a predicted model, not a curated record. Gene Ontology annotation, biological process: G protein-coupled receptor signaling pathway. Gene Ontology annotation, molecular function: leukotriene receptor activity. The transcript is spliced from 2 exons. Bases 283 to 1311 code for a protein of 342 amino acids. Gene Ontology annotation, cellular component: plasma membrane.